AUUUUUUAGGGUACAUUUGCCACCAUGACAGCGCAUUACGUCGUGUUUGCGGGAGUCCGAAGUGAAGUCAUCAUUGCUAAAUGUUUACCCAUUGAAAGACAUGCAGAUAGGCUGCUUGACAAGCACCCGAAAGGGAAAUAUAAGAUUUUGCGGAGCGACUUUGGCGUGAGUGCAGUUUUGCACGUUUCAGCUGUUGUCGACUUGCGCCCACCGUCGGAAUCGUUCGACCAUUUGCGAAUUGCAUCGGCUGAAGGGGCGCUCCGGCGUUGUUCGUUCGUCAACAGACGCAAAACUGCGGCGGCUAGAGGGAGGUGGGGGCGGUGUCGCCGGUUUGCCUCUGCCGAAUGUCGGCUUUUAUUCGUCGGGAGACGACAAGACAACCGUGAGCCAACACUUUCCCUUUAAAGCACAAACGACGCAGCGGGACAAGACGGGAUUUGAAAAAAAAGGAAAGGAAGAAAGACGGCGAGGGAGGGAGGCCGAGAGGGAGGGUGAGGGGGGAAAAAAGAGAAAGAUGACAUCCCGGCCAUUCAAACACCGAGGCGAAGCCAGGAACCGCGGCCGACCGGCAGGAUCCUAGUCGGGGAGGAGCGCUACGCAAGGCCCAGGCUUGCAUCCCGCGAGAAGGCCUCUCCUGCAGCUAUCGCUAAUAAAUGUUUGCCAGCGUUUCCAUUAUUUGGUUGCGGGAAAAUAGUCCACAAGGAAGAGGAACUGCAAUUUCGGCAAUCGCCGUCCAGCGGUGCGCAGUUGUUUUGACAAUUUCCCGUUUUUGAGUGACUGAGCAGCAAGCGAGCGUUUAUUGGUUUGUUCCCCGGCCGAGGGAGCCUCCGGGCGGCCUGCAGCUUGCUGACUGCAGCAUGGACACUUCGUGGAGCAAUUUCCUCUUUCAGACGCCGUCGACUCCGGGCCAGCAGGAGGCGCCCCUGCAGGCGGAGCUCCUGCCCGAGCUGAGCGGCUCGGCCCAAAGUCCAUUGGCCGAGCACCUGGUGGCCCCGCCUUCCACCGUGGACACCGCCGCUCUCAGUGAGGAGCCGCUACCCGUGAAAGUGCCUCCGCCCAAAGCACCGCGCCCCGCCCACAUCUGCUCCACAUGCAACAAGGAGUUCAAGAACAGCUACAACCUGCGGCGCCACCAGUCGGUGCACACGGGCAUCAAGAUGAAAGACCGCGCCGCCCGCGACAAGGACGAGGCCGGCGGCAUCGCCAAGGCGCUCCCCAAGCAGAGUAUACCUCUGUCCCUCCUCCAGCUCACUCUGCCGUCGGAGCCCGCCACUCCUGACGCCCCGGACCCCCGGCCCGGCCAACAGGUGACGGUGUCCGUCGCCCCGGUGACCGUCGCUAUGGCGAUGCAGCCGCCUACACAGCCCGUCCCAACAGCGGCACUGGUGGUGGUGGGUGCCGCCGACGCCGCCGUGGAGCAGAAUCCCAGUCCGGCGGCCGCAGCCGCGCCCGUCAAUCCCAGCGUUGCCGCCAACCAGGUGCGCAAGAACCACGCGUGCGAGGCAUGCGGCAAGGCCUUUCGCGACGUCUACCACCUGAACCGCCACCGGCUGUCGCACUCGGACGAGAAGCCGUACUCGUGUCCAAUCUGCCAGCAGCGCUUCAAGAGGAAAGACCGUAUGAGCUACCACGUGCGCUCGCACCAGGGCGGUGUGGAGAAGCCCUACAUCUGCCCGCACUGCGCCAAGGCUUUCUCGCGGCCGGACCACCUCAACAGUCACGUACGCCAAGUGCACUCCACUGAGAGACCCUUCAAGUGCACGACGUGCACGUCUGCGUUUGCCACGCGGGACCGCUUACGAGCGCAUCUAAUUCGCCAUGAGGAAAAGGUGCCGUGUCACAUCUGCGGGAAGCUCUUGUCGGCAGCGUACAUCACGGACCACAUGCGGGUCCACAACCAAUCGCAGCACCACGCCUGCCACCUCUGCAAUCGCAGCUUCACCACGCUGACGUACUUGCGGGUCCACGCGCAAAAGCACCACGGCCAGGAGUGGAAAGAAAGCGGCGGCGCCCGCGGCGGUUUUGGCGGCGCGGGGCCCGGCGGGGUGCUCCUGUGCCAGCUGUGUGGCGUGCAGUGUAAGACCACCACUCAGCUGCAGGGCCACAUGGGCACGCACGCCAACCAGGUCGAGACCGACCCCACCGGUCCGGUGAGCGAAGCUCCGCCCGCCGGCGGGGGCGGCGCCGGCGGCGUGGGGCUGCUUGUGACUGACUGCUCCAGCAUCAGCGCACAGACGCACAGCUAGCACAUGCGGGGUGGCGUGUGAGGAAGGAACCCUUGAUGACAUCAUGAUGAUGUCCCAAUAAUGACAUCAUUACAAAUGGCGGGGAAUUUGAAGUCUGAGUGCCAUGAGGCCGA
Molecule: messenger RNA, 2359 nt
Organism: Hippocampus zosterae (dwarf seahorse)
Lineage: Eukaryota; Metazoa; Chordata; Actinopteri; Syngnathiformes; Syngnathidae
Gene: maza
Product: myc-associated zinc finger protein
Exons: 8
Coding region: 858-2246 (462 amino acids)
Source: RefSeq, a predicted model, not a curated record